This is a messenger RNA of Cyprinus carpio (common carp), 3275 nucleotides long. It is a transcript of the gene efhc1, whose product is annotated as EF-hand domain (C-terminal) containing 1. NCBI's taxonomy places the organism in Eukaryota, Metazoa, Chordata, Actinopteri, Cypriniformes, Cyprinidae. Gene Ontology annotation, biological process: mitotic spindle organization; cilium-dependent cell motility; mitotic cytokinesis. Gene Ontology annotation, molecular function: alpha-tubulin binding. Gene Ontology annotation, cellular component: axoneme; mitotic spindle. The record is from RefSeq and is a predicted model, not a curated record.
CUGAAAUUAAGAGGUAACUGCAGGUGAAUAGUCUCACAUUUUUCCUUUGCUAAAAUUGUCUUGCAUAUGAUUUUUAUAUGUUUGAAAUAAUUAGACAACACCUUAUUUAAUAUGCUAAGAAAGUUGAUAUUAAUUUAAAAGUGUUAAGCACUUUGGGGAAGAAAAUGUGGUCAAGAACCAGGAAGUUAAUGGAAUUAUUUGAAGAAAAUGGCCUAAAUUAGGGAUGUCUUUAAUAGAAUAUUUUAAUAGAAAUGGCCAUUAAAAACAUUUUUAAACAUUUAAUACAAUUUAUUGGUGUAUUUAUAUCCAUUAACAUUCUUACUAAAUUUUUAAGCAAUACCUAAAAGUAGAGAUCUCUAAAUAUUAUUUCAAAAAUAUGCCCAACUUUAAUAGAACAGCCUUUAAAAAAAUAAAUAGUGUUAAUAUAAUAGGUUAAUAUAAUAAUAUUUUGGUAAAGUUUGACUAUUGUGGAAAGUAGCCUAUCAUGUAGUUUCCUACCUCUAUGUGAAACCUUUAUUUCUAAGAGCCCAUUGCCACACAGAGAUCUUUAAUAUGUAUUAUUUAAGGUUUUUUAAUUAUUAUUCAACAAGCCAAAGCAUGAAGUGACUCAACAUUGGUUGCAUGUGGAUGUUUGUCUGAGCUCUUAAAUAUUGUAAAGCUGCAGGAUGUUUGUGUUGUAAGCACGCUCUCAAACUUGUUUUAUUUUCCAGUAAUAUUUCAGCAUGGUUUUAUAGGAAUAUCAGCCUGUGUACAGAGCAGGAGCUGUGGGAGGUUUUGUUUUUGUUGUUAUGGAGCAUUAAAUAAACUGCAUUGAAUAACGUGUAGCGCCGCCUGUUGGUGAAUGAGCCGCAUGAAAGGAAGUGUUUACAUCACCAUGACAACCGCCAGUGUUUGUGGUCUCCGUGGAGACCGUUAUAAAUAAACCUCCUCAGGGAAGCACAGCAGUCCCGUGAGAGAACAACUUAACUCAUUUUAUUUACGUAUACCUUAAAUUGACGUGAAUCUAGAUUAGAGUAAAAAUCCAUAAUGUCUGUAAAUACAAGACACGGGCUUCCUUUCCUGCCAGGAAACUCAUUUCGGGAUUUAACGAAAUCCGCUUUCCACAGAGCUCAGACUCUGGAUUUAAACGGUUACGCUCUGCCCCGGCGGCCCGCGGUCGGUACCGGACAAGAUCCGCUGCUGUCGGUGAACAUCAGUCACAGCGAGAGGAACCAGUUGAUUAGAGACAUCCCGAGCCUGACCUACGGGACCGACACACACCGAGCCCCGCCGCUCAGCUUCAUACCGGCACACGCUGCUUACGACAAGAAGGUGCUGCGUUUCUAUGGUUACUUCCGGCAGGAAGUGUUACACUCCCCAGAUGAACACUUCCGCAUUCGUCCGGUGGUGAUUUAUUAUCACCUGGAGGACGACAGCAUGUGUGUGACCGAGCCUCCGGUGGAAAACUCUGGAAUUCCACAGGGAAAGCUGAUCAAACGUCAGAGGCUGCCCAAAAACCAGUGCGGAGAUCUGUACCACUGGAAAGACCUCAACGUCAGGAUGGACAUGAGCUUGUUUGGAACGGUCUACAGGAUAACACACUGCGACGCCUUCACACAGGACUUCAUGGAGAGUCAGGGAAUAGAACUAAAUGAGUCCGAGUCUAUUCCCAAUGAUCCGUACACCAUCCGGCGAGUUCAGGCACAACAAACCCACAUCACACCCUACGACCACAAUCAUCAGCUGGAGCGCUUCCUCGCCCUGGAUCGACAGGUGCUGCGUUUCUAUGCGCUCUGGGACGACUCAGACUCUCUCUACGGGGAGAAGCGGCCUGUAAUGCUGCAUUACUAUCUGGUGGACGAUUCGGUUGACAUCUGCGAACAUCACGAGGCCAACAGCGGCCGGGACCCGUUCCCAGUGCUGCUCCACAGACAGAAGGUUCCCAAACACAUCAAAUCAUCCUGCGAGCCGUUCCCCAGCUGUGUUCUGGAAGUUUCUCCACAAGACGUGAAGGAGUAUUUCUCUCCUCAGGACUUCAGGGUCGGUGAGGAGGUCACGCUGAUGGGGAGGCGCUUCCUGCUCUAUGACUGUGACGACUUCACCCGGAAAUACUAUGAACAGAAUCACCCCGACAUCCUGCUCAAACCAUUCACUGUAGACACCAGAACACAGCAAGACAUCACGAAGGUUAUUUAUAAGUGUUUCGGUUUGGUUUAGGUGUAGUUGAAUAAGUUUAAGAACUGUCUGUCCCUGAUUCCUGAACCGCCCAAGAAAGACGUGAUCAAACUGCUGGAGAACGACAACAAAGUCCUGCGUUACAUGGCACGGCUGGAUUCCCAGAAUCCCCUGGAUGAGGGCCGACGCUUCAUUCUGUCUUACUACCUGUCUGAUGACAUGAUCAGCAUCUUUGAGAAAUCAACACGUAAUUCCGGCAUCAUCGGAGGAAAAUUCCUAGAGAAGACUCGUGUCCCAAAACCAGGAAGCUCUGUGGAAAACCCAGAAUACUUUGGACCUGCAGACUUCUCCAUUGGAGCGACUGUGGAGGUGUUUGGCCAUCGGUUUGUCCUGAUGGAUGCUGACCGUUACGUGUUGAGUUAUCUGGAGUCACUGUCCCAUCACAUCCCUGAACACACUCUCUCUUCACUGAGACAGAAGUUUGGGGUCAGUAAAACCUUAGACCAGGAGGAACAACAUGAAGCUGAGACUGAUGGAGCUGCGGUCGUCUUCCAGAACUGAAAUCUGCUCUAUAAUGCUUCCCAUCAUCACAAGAUACCAACACGUCAUCAUCAAAAAACUUUUUUUUUCUUCCAUGUUUGUUCUUUUUGAUGUUGAGAUUGUUCAUGUAUUGUGGUGUUAAUGUGCAAUAAAGACAGAGAGGAAAACAAGCAUCUGUAAAAUGAACAAUUUUGAAGCUCAUUUAUGUAGAAUUUGACUGUUUUUACAAAAAUGUCCACGUCUUUUUUCACCACAAAAUUAGAAGACAAUAAUUAUCUUUUACUUAUGAACAUUAGGCUGGAUUUAUCUAAAGAAAAAAAAGUUAUAAAAUAUUAAGGUGAAUUUUAUGGUCCAAAAGUACAUGCAAAUCUGGAAACAUUAACUACCCAAAUACAUUCCUAGGACUUUUUUUUAUUAUUAUUUGUAAAAGGACAGUUUUAAAUGUCUGAUUAGAUAUUAUCCUACACAAGGAUGCCUUGUGCAAUACAACAAAUGAAAUAAAUUGAACUGGAGAAUUUUCUGAAUGUGUGUAUAUUCAUCAGACACCUGAUGCAUAAAGGCUUAGACUCUUACAAUUUAGU